AUGUACACUCGAAAGGCAGUUUCUGCUGCAGUCCCAACCGCUUGCAAAACCCUCAAAUCCAUCCCUGCGGCAUCAGCGAUACAUGCAAAAGGGGCAGGCAAAGUUGCCAAGGCGUAUCAGAGCAAGACGACUAACAUCCCCGUGAUAGAACCCACCUUUAAUGGCAUUUCACUGAGCCCUAAGAAGCCUAAUGAGGGUGUUCUUGGGGAGAACGAGACGCUGAAUAAAAUAGUCAACGUGGUGCGCGCCGCCACGGCUCCGUUCGCGGAUUUGGACGAAAUCAUCGCCAGACCUCCCGGGGCAGAGCAACGCGGCGUCGUGGCUAGCCGAGAAGAGCGCCUUUCGGUCGCGGGAACACCCCGCAUCACUCACCGAAGCUUCGCGGCUUCGUUGAUAUGCCCGAAGAAGUUCUACCUCUUUCAGCAGCGCCCAGAUUUGGUUCCGGACGCUUCGAUUGGCGAGUCGGUGUUCUUGGACGACGCCGCCGGGUUCAACGAGCUCGCGCGGCAGUGGGAUCGUCUUCAAUUCGGUAGCAAAGCCAUCCUGAUCUCGGAUAGCGGCCUCGUGGAGGCCGCCCAGCACACGGAAAAUGUCAUUGUCAACUACUUCGAAACGACCUACGCUUCCUUGAGGGAACAAGCCCCCUCACUAACGAUUCAUAGACCAGCCUUUUUGGCGCCUUUUGGCGGCUACACUAAGGAUCACUCCGGGGCUGGUGCGAGUCCAUCCCAUCCGCUGCUGCUGUGUGCGCGGCCCUUAGUCUUGCGGUAUCGCCCAAAGGAUAACCAGUGGGUUAUUCUUGAAGCGCAGGCCAUUGUAGACCCGCUCGCCACCGCCGCCCGUGCUGGGCAGAUUCUACAGCGCAUUCACUUCUCCGCAUUAGCCUUCCUGCACUCCGUCACCCAGCCGCACAUCCCGAUCUCCCUUCGAAAGCGGUUUCUCAACAUCGACCUCGACACCGUCACGGAGGAAAAUAUGAAAGGUCACGUCCUGGAGCACACCGCCCGCGCGGUCGCGCCGAUUGACCUCAAACGAAGUGGCGUCCUGCACAUCCGCCAGUUCUUCCCAGGCCCGGUGACCCUCCUCGACUGCGAUCCACCACGGCUCGUGAAGUUCGUGCAGCGGCUCUCCCUGGAUGAGUUGCUCCACGCGGAUGGCCGGCAGCAGCUUAAACAGCCCCACCCUGGCAGCUGCGCCGGGGCCUUUGACCUGCAGCAUCUCGCGCGGUUUGGCCCGGACGUCCAGGCCGCCCAUCGGGCAAUGGUGGAGGCCCUGCAGCGGUCCGAUCGUUACGGCAACGCCCGUAACAACCGCAGCGUGCGGCAGAAGGAAACGAACGAGAACGCGCUCUUCCAGGCGCAGCAGCAGUUGAUGCGGGCGCUGCUCCUCCACCACACCCUCCCGCUUACGGAGAAGUUUCACGACCCCACGCGGGUGCGGCGUUGGCUGACGUUCUCGAGCGAAGCUCCUAACGGCCUUGUCCACUCCACCUACGCACGGCUGGAGGAGCAAGCGCAGGGGCAAGAAAAAGAGAAGGAAAAGGAAAAGGUCGCGGCUGUCGAUGCCAAGUCGGGGAAAGGCGGGAAACGUGGUGCCGGUAAAAAGAACCAGGGAAAGGCCGCCGAUCUUAAGGAUCCCACAGCGGACGCUGUGUGUGCGGCGCCUUCUCUUUCCAUCCCUAGUAUCCCUCACUUCUCGGAGAACAUCGGCGCGCACUGCUCGAGAGCUGACGCCUGCCCUUUUUUCGUGGAAGGGAUGUGUCUACCUCAAAAGGUCGCAAAUCCAAUUAAAGCGUGCGAUAACCACCUCUUCACACUUCCAUCCACCUCUUUAGCGCGGAAGGUGACGUGGUGGGGGGAGGGGCUCCGCACCAUCCGCGAUGUGCUCUAUCAAUACAAGUGCGGCUAUAUCAAGCUCACGGCACCGCAGCUGCGCUACGUCAAAGCCGUGGCGGAAGGCCAUGUCGCGAUUAAUCCGAAGGAAAUCGACAAAUUCUUCGCUAAAAUCCGCUACCCGACGUUCAUCAUCGACUUUGAGGCCUCCCAGUUCGCACUGCCACCGUAUCAAAAAGUCAACGCCUACAAUUCCGUACCAUUUCAGUUCUCGAUGGACGUCUUUCAGGAGGACAUCCUCACCGAGACGCCAACCCACUACGACUUUCUGCAUUUUGGCAAGGGCUACUCCCCGAACGAGGACCCACGUCCGAAACUCAUCGCGGAACUUAUGCGGGUGGUUAAGCUCGAACGAGAGAAGAAACGUCAGGCAAUGGAAGCCUCCGGUGAGUUAGGGGAGGGAGAAGAAGAAACGGUGGUCAAGGGCAGUGGGAAGCGCGGCGCUAAAAAGGCGCCUAAAAUUAACAAAAACAACCCAUUAGAGGGGCCCUUGACGCCCUACGACGGGUGUUUUAUCUCACACUUCAGCUCCUUUGAGAAGUCCUGCUUAGAAAAGUUGGGUCAGCUUGAGGAGCGUUUCAAGGAGGAAAUUAAAAGCUUUUACUUUCUUGACACAAUGGACCUAAUUAAAAAAGGCUUUAGUCACCCCAACGCGCAUGGCUCAAACUCGCUCAAAAAGGUGCUUCCUGCGCUCUGCCCAGACUUCCAGUAUGGCGUAUUUGGGAGCGAGACGGAAGACGCGGAUGGCGUCGAGGGUGCAUUGCUAGGCAGAAGUGAGGAAGGACCUCGACAGGAUGAGCAAAAGGGUGAAAACGCCAUGGGCAUCUACCGAUUGUGGUAUCAUCAGGAAGGUGGGGGGACGGUUCAGGACUUAAGGCACAAUAGGGUAGCUGCACAACCUUUUAAUAAUCUCAACAGCAUCAAUGGUGAGGCCAGCCAUUCUGGGGAUGAUGCUGCCGCUCGUACCUGUGUGCCGAAAGAGGUGCGCGAAAGGGUAUGGAGCCGGCUUCGCAUUCAGCUGCUGGAAUAUUGCUCCCUUGACACCAAGGCACUAUACGAGAUUAUGCGUGAGAUUUGGAAAGAGAAAGAGGCCGCAAAGAAUCUUCCGUCGGUUGAUAAGUCAGGAUGGGUCUACGUAGCACCUACACCUAGAGAAGUAUCAUUCUGA
This is a messenger RNA of Phytomonas sp. EM1, 3060 nucleotides long. The record is from the annotation of a GenBank genome assembly. NCBI's taxonomy places the organism in Eukaryota, Euglenozoa, Kinetoplastea, Trypanosomatida, Trypanosomatidae.